AUGUCUGAACUCACACACCAAGUCGUGGUUCUAACUUCAGAACAAGAACCAAAUGCCAAACCAAGCUUCGCCAUCCAAAAUCUCCCGCGGCCUGUCCCUGGCCCAAAUGAAGUUCUCGUCCGUCUAUCACUCACAUCCAUCUGCGGCUCCGAUCUAGGCAUGGCCCUUGGCCACAUGGGACCCGUGGGCAACAUCCUGGGCCACGAAGGAGUCGGCAAGAUUGCAGCCCUGGGAUCUAGUGUUGCAGAACUUGAUCCCACAGUUCAGAUUGGUCAGCGCGUCGGCGUAGCCUGGCUGAGAGACAUUUGCGGUGUCUGUGACUUCUGCGUCGACCUCGUCAAUGAGGGAGAGACGAGAUGUUCUGCGGCAAUGCACUCCGGCAAAGCUUACGACGGGACAUGGGCUGAAUACACAAUCGUCCCAUUGCGAUACUUGACUCGAAUUCCGGCCAAGUUUGAUGACGUGCCAGAUGAGUUGAUUGCUCCAACUCUAUGCGGCGGUGUAACUGCCUACAAGGCUAUUAAAGGAUGUCAUUUGACGCCAGGACAAUGGGUAGUAGUAUCCGGAGCGGCUGGCGGCGUGGGCGCCUUGGCCGUGGCAUUUGCUCAUGCAAUGGGAUACCGUGUAAUUGCGGUAGAUGCCGGUGCAUCUAAGGCUAGUUACUGUAAAGCACAAGGUGCAGAGCAUUAUGUGGAUGUGCUCUCCGAGGCUGAUCCAGGCGCAAAAGUCAAGCAGCUUACCGAUGGCAAGGGCGCGAAGGCCGUCAUUGUUACCGCCACAAGAGCUGCGGCCUACCAGCAGGCUUUUGGGAUGCUGGGUGCUUUUGGGACAUUGAUGUGUGUGUCUAUUCUUCCUGAAGAUGCCAACGUUUCGAUUCAUCCAUUGUGGAUGAUUGAUAAUGGGUGGUCGAUUAAGGGCUCGUCGGUGGGAACCAGGGCCGACAUUUUGGAAGCUUUGGAGUUUGUGAAGAGACAUGCCGUUAAACCACAGGUGAAGUGGGCGAAACUUGAAGAUAUUGAGGGAUUGAUGGAAAAGAUGUCUCUUGGACAGUUGGAGGGAAAGUAUGUUAUUAAGCUGUAA
This is a messenger RNA of Pochonia chlamydosporia 170, 1080 nucleotides long. Its product is annotated as alcohol dehydrogenase 2. The transcript is spliced from 3 exons. Bases 1 to 1080 code for a protein of 359 amino acids. The record is from RefSeq and is a predicted model, not a curated record. Lineage: Eukaryota; Fungi; Ascomycota; Sordariomycetes; Hypocreales; Clavicipitaceae. Gene Ontology annotation, molecular function: oxidoreductase activity; zinc ion binding.